AUCGACAUUUAAAAAAAUAGAGACAAUUCUCUAAAAAAUUGACAGCAUUUCAUAUGCUCUCAUAUUAAGUUAAUAUUAAAUAUUUUUGUUUUUUAAUAUAUUUUAAAAUAAUCAAUAGAUUGAAAAUAAAUCAAAAUGAGUAGAUUUUUUGCCACUGGAUCGGAUUCCGAAUCCGAAAGUUCGUCAGAGGAGGAGCAAUUGCCAAGAGCACCAGCAGCAGUAUUUACGUUUAGUGAUGAUGAAGAGGAAACUAAACGUGUUGUGCGUUCAACAAAAGUUAAACGUUAUGAAGAACUUACAAAUAUUAUUAAACAAAUUCGAAACUAUAAGAAAAUUAAGGAUAUGAGUAGUAUGCUUUCAAGUUUCGAAGAUCUAAUGCGUGCAUACACAAAAGCAUUACCUGUUGUCGCCAAGGAAGAGAAUGGACAAACACCAAGAUUCUAUGUUCGUUGUUUGGCUGAAUUGGAAGAUUUCAUCAACGAAAUGUGGGAAGAUCGUGAAGGACGUAAAAAUAUGUCCAAAAAUAACUCAAAAUCCUUAACAUCAAUGCGACAAAAGUUAAGAAAAUAUAAUAAAGAAUUCGAAGAAGAUAUAACAAAACUUCGUGAAAAUCCUGAUCAACCUGAUGAAGAGGAAGAAGAAGAAAAACCUGAAGUCGAAGUUGAAUCAGAAGAAGAAUUACCAGUACGUGGGGGAGUUCGUCGAUCAGGUUCAGAAAGUAUUAGUGCACCCAUUCCUACAUCAAAAGGAGACGAUGCUGAUAGUGAAGAUUCUUAUUGGGGCUCUGAUUCCGAUUCAGAUAGUGACUCCUCUGAAGACGAUGCUCAAUAUACUAGUAUUCGUGAAAAGUUUUUGAAAAAAACUAAUGUUGAAAAAGACGACGAUGAAGAUCGUGAUAAGAGAAGAGAACGUAAAGAAAGAAAAGAAAAGGAACGACGCCGUAUACGGCGUGAACCUGGCGAAGAUGGCGAAGGAGAAUGGGAAACUGUUAAAGGUGGAGUUGCCAUUCCAAGUGAAAAACCAAAAAUGUUCGCAAAAGAUGCUGAAAUCGAUACUAAUUUGGUUGUACGUAAAUUAAUCGAAGUGAUGGCAGCGCGUGGUAAAAAACGUACUGACCGCCGUGAACAAAUGGAAUUAUUACAAGAAUUACAAUCAGUAGCUGAACAACAUAAAUUGGGAGCUGGUGUGCUAUGUAAAAUUAAAUUUGCCAUUGUUUCAGCCAUAUUCGAUUACAAUCCAAAAGUUUCUGAUGCAAUGAAACCUGAAUAUUGGACAAAAUUAUUGGAACGUAUGGGAGACUUAUUAGACUUGUUGUUAGCAACUCCUGAUUUAGUGUUGUCUGAAACAAUUGCUGAUGAUGGCGAGCAAAUGGAAACACCUCCAUAUAAAGUACGCGGUUGUGUGUUGACAUCAGUGGAACGUUUGGAUGACGAAUUCACAAAAUUGUUAAAAGAAUGUGACCCACAUAGCAAUGAAUAUGUUGAUCGAUUGAAAGAUGAAAGUCGUGUUGCAACAAUUAUUGAUAAAGUUCAAGAAUAUCUAGAACGUACCAGUGUACAAUCAGAAUUGUGUCGAAUUUAUUUAAGAAAAAUUGAACAUUUGUAUUAUAAAUUCGAUCCACAAGUUUUAAAACAAAAAAGUGGGGAAGUACCAAGUAAUGUUAUUACAUCACAACAAGUAAUGGACAAACUAUGUAAAUAUAUUUAUGCCAAGGAUGGUACCGAUCGUCUACGUACCCGUGCAAUUCUGGCACAUAUUUAUCAUCAUGCUUUGCACGAUAACUGGUUUGAAGCACGUGAUUUAGUUCUAAUGUCACAUCUUCAAGAAACAAUCCAUCAUUCUGAUCCCUCAACACAAAUUCUAUACAAUCGUACAAUGGCUCAUCUUGGAUUAUGUGCAUUCCGUCAUGCCAACAUUAAAGACGCCCAUAAUUGUCUAGUUGAUUUAAUGAUGACCGGUAAACCUAAAGAGUUACUGGCACAAGGUUUAUUACCACAACGUCAACAUGAACGUAGCAAAGAACAAGAAAAAAUUGAAAAACAACGUCAAAUGCCAUUCCAUAUGCAUAUUAAUUUGGAACUGUUGGAAUGUGUGUAUUUGGUAUCGGCUAUGUUACUAGAAAUUCCAUAUAUGGCUGCUCAUGAGUUUGAUGCACGUCGGCGGAUGAUUAGUAAAACAUUCUAUCAACAAUUACGGUCGUCUGAACGACAAUCGUUAGUUGGGCCACCAGAAUCAAUGCGUGAACAUGUAGUUGCUGCAGCUAAAGCUAUGCGUCAUGGUAACUGGUCGGCGUGCAAUAAUUUUAUUAUCAAUGAAAAAAUGAAUGCUAAGGUUUGGGAUUUAUUCUAUCAAGCUGAUAAUGUUCGAGGAAUGUUAACCAAAUUGAUUCGUGAAGAAUCCUUACGAACAUACUUAUUCACUUAUUCCCAUGUAUAUGAUUCCAUUUCAAUGCCAGCUCUAGCAAAAAUGUUUGAAUUAGAUCGAGCUGUUGUUCAUUCUAUUAUAAGUAAAAUGAUAAUCAAUGAAGAAUUAAUGGCUUCAUUGGACGAUCCAACAUCUACCGUUGUUAUGCAUGGCAGUGAACCUUCCCGUUUACAAUCGUUAGCACUCCAACUUACUGACAAAUUAAACAACUUUGUGGAUUCAAAUGAACGAAUAUUCGAAAUGAAACAAGGAAACUUCUUUAUCCGGGGCACAAAUCAAGGUAACUUCCGUGGUGAUCGACAAAAUUAUCGUGCAGGUCAAAAUCAAGAAUGGAAUCGUCAACGCCGUGAACGUGGAGCACAAAGAAAUACGGAAUAUAAUCAAUAAAUAUUUAUAAUAAAAUUUUUUUUAAAAUAAAGUA
Molecule: messenger RNA, 2845 nt
Organism: Chrysoperla carnea
Lineage: Eukaryota; Metazoa; Arthropoda; Insecta; Neuroptera; Chrysopidae
Gene: eIF3c
Product: eukaryotic translation initiation factor 3 subunit C
Exons: 12
Coding region: 136-2811 (891 amino acids)
Biological process (GO): translational initiation
Cellular component (GO): eukaryotic translation initiation factor 3 complex
Molecular function (GO): RNA binding; translation initiation factor activity; translation initiation factor binding
Source: RefSeq, a predicted model, not a curated record